UACAGGGUUACAAUGCAAGGUAUUUUCAAGAAGCAGCUAUGGAGAAAGAAAACUCAUCCUACACUACAAUGUUUACCCUUUCUGGAUUAAAUGAAUCAAGCACAAAUAAAUAUAUCUAUUUUUCUUUCACUCUCCUAGGUUAUCUAUUUAUCAUUUGUGUUAAUUUAACUCUAAUUUUAAUAAUAGCUCUUGAAAAGAAAUUUUAUAAGGCUAUGUAUUUCUUCCUCUGUAAUCUGAGUGCUAAUGCACUGUAUGGAACUGCUGGUUUCUAUCCUAAACUACUGUUUGAUUUUCUGUCUGAUACGCAUGUCAUCUCGCAUUCUGGGUGCCUGCUUCAAAUAUUUGUCAUCUACAGUUUUUCCGCUUGUGAAUUAUCUAAUUUAACAGUAAUGGCAUAUGAUGGGUAUGUGUCAAUAUGCAGACCUCUGGAGUACCAUGCUAUCAUGACUCCUUUGACGACUGGUAAAUUAAUACUUUUUUCUUGGAUUUUUCCAUUCUGUUGUGGAUGUAUUGGUACUCUAUUGACUUUCAGGUUGCCCUUAUGUGGCUUCCACAUUGAAAAACUGUAUUGUGAUAACUGGUCAAUUGUGAAAUUAUCUUGUGUAGAUGCUACUGUUAACAAUGUAUAUGGAUAUGUUAUAAUAUGCAUAUUCUUUGCACAUUUCCUCUUUAUUUUAUUUUCCUACAUGAAAAUACUCGGAGCGUGCCGGGCAUCUAGUAUAGCAAUGAGUAAAUGUUUGCCACAUUUGUUGACGGUGAUCAAUUACUUAAUUGCCUUGCUUUUUGAUUUAAUGUACAGUAGAUACGGUUCAAAUGAUAUGCCACAGAUUUUACACAAUCUCCUGUCAGUGGAAUUUUUAAUCGUCCCUCCUGUUUUCAAUCCUGUCAUUUAUGGUUUAAACCUUCAAAAGAUCCGGAACAAAGUCACAAGAAUGUGCAGCAGAAACAAAGUCAUUCACAGUGGAUUCCAGAUGUAG
This is a messenger RNA of Acipenser ruthenus (sterlet), 977 nucleotides long. Its product is annotated as olfactory receptor 6N2-like. The transcript is spliced from 2 exons. Lineage: Eukaryota; Metazoa; Chordata; Actinopteri; Acipenseriformes; Acipenseridae. Bases 39 to 977 code for a protein of 312 amino acids. The record is from RefSeq and is a predicted model, not a curated record. Gene Ontology annotation, molecular function: olfactory receptor activity. Gene Ontology annotation, biological process: G protein-coupled receptor signaling pathway. Gene Ontology annotation, cellular component: membrane.